AUGGGUGAUCAAACAACUUCCGGUGCAGCUGCCAAUGGUGCAGAAAGUGCCACAAACGGUUUAGUUGGCAACGCAGCUGCAGCUAACAAUGGUGGUGGAAAUGCGAAUGCUAAUGCUAAUGCUAAUGUUAGUGGUAAUGGUAAUGGCAAUGGCAAUGGGAAUGGUAACGGUAACGGCAAUGGCAAUGGCGCUCCAGCAUUGUCAGAACACUUAAAUGGUGUUGCUGUUGCUAACGGCACUGCCGGCGAUGGUACGAUGAAUGUUGAAAAUGGCGUUGGUGGCAGCGGUGUUGUUGGUGGCGGCACUAUAGACGGUACUGAUGUCGAAGCAGCUGUUGAUGAUGCUGCAACGGAUGCUGGUGCUAGUUCAUUGCCACCAUCAGAAGUUGGUGGGCGUCCACCAUUGGAUACCGCUUGCUCUGAUGGUGGUGGUCCAUCAAGCUUAGGUGGUGGUAUGGUCGGACCACCAAGUCCUUUAACCGGUUGCUAUUUGCUGAUUGUUUUGGGUGAACCGCACUCGGAAGAGCACAAAGAUAAUAUCUUGCAACAUUUGUUGAAGGAAAUUUAUAAGAAAGUGAACGUAACUGUGAUGGGUGAUCAAACAACUUCCGGUGCAGCUGCCAAUGGUGCAGAAAGUGCCACAAACGGUUUAGUUGGCAACGCAGCUGCAGCUAACAAUGGUGGUGGAAAUGCGAAUGCUAAUGCUAAUGCUAAUGUUAGUGGUAAUGGUAAUGGCAAUGGCAAUGGGAAUGGUAACGGUAACGGCAAUGGCAAUGGCGCUCCAGCAUUGUCAGAACACUUAAAUGGUGUUGCUGUUGCUAACGGCACUGCCGGCGAUGGUACGAUGAAUGUUGAAAAUGGCGUUGGUGGCAGCGGUGUUGUUGGUGGCGGCACUAUAGACGGUACUGAUGUCGAAGCAGCUGUUGAUGAUGCUGCAACGGAUGCUGGUGCUAGUUCAUUGCCACCAUCAGAAGUUGGUGGGCGUCCACCAUUGGAUACCGCUUGCUCUGAUGGUGGUGGUCCAUCAAGCUUAGGUGGUGGUAUGGUCGGACCACCAAGUCCUUUAACCGGUUGCUAUUUGCUGAUUGUUUUGGGUGAACCGCACUCGGAAGAGCACAAAGAUAAUAUCUUGCAACAUUUGUUGAAGGAUGUGAAACUUACGCAGACACAGACGAAUUGGCCGGCCCACAGUCUAGAGAUACUAGCUGUGGACUUAGUCACAGACUAA
Molecule: messenger RNA, 1227 nt
Organism: Teleopsis dalmanni
Lineage: Eukaryota; Metazoa; Arthropoda; Insecta; Diptera; Diopsidae
Product: circumsporozoite protein-like
Exons: 3
Coding region: 1-1227 (408 amino acids)
Biological process (GO): microtubule cytoskeleton organization; regulation of microtubule depolymerization; dendrite development
Cellular component (GO): cytosol; microtubule associated complex; neuronal cell body
Molecular function (GO): actin binding; microtubule binding
Source: RefSeq, a predicted model, not a curated record